This is a messenger RNA of Protobothrops mucrosquamatus (brown spotted pit viper), 2269 nucleotides long. It is a transcript of the gene PI16, whose product is annotated as peptidase inhibitor 16. Gene Ontology annotation, cellular component: extracellular region. The transcript has 5 exons. Bases 330 to 2243 code for a protein of 637 amino acids. Lineage: Eukaryota; Metazoa; Chordata; Lepidosauria; Squamata; Viperidae. The record is from RefSeq and is a predicted model, not a curated record.
GGAAUAUGCAUGCUCGCUCCAGUGGGCUAAAUUUUAGAGCUAAUAAUGUGUCAGGCAAGGCUAGAGCAGCCUGGUCUGCCAAACAACCUGCCCUUUACCAAUUUGAUCAAACAGCCAUGGUUUCUCUGACUGUCCCUGAAGGGCCAUUCAUCUUCCAUCAGUGAUCCUAUAUGAGAUGGGUGUGUUCCCUCUAUGGCUCUGAAAGGCAUUUCUAGUAAAAAGAUAAAUAUCCUCCUUGCAAUUCUUGGGCUUUGGGUGUUCCUUACUCUGGGAAAGGAUUUAAAGCUGUCUGCCAGACCCGUGGGCUGUUACAACAAGACAGUGCCACAAUGCUGAGCUCAGGCCGGCGGAUUCCCCUCCUUUCCCUCCUCCUCCUGCUGCUCUCAGCGAUGGAGCUGAGCUGGUCCUUUACAGAUGAGGAAAAGCAGCAGAUUGUGGACAAGCACAACCUGUAUCGUUCCAUGGUUUCCCCUUCAGCUGCAAAUAUGCUGAAAGUGCGCUGGGAUUCAGAACUGGAAACCUUUGCCCAAAAUUACUCAACACAAUGCACUUGGGAACAUAAUAAGGAACGUGGCUACCGAGGCGAGAACCUUUUUGCCAUGACUGGAUACCUGGAUCUGGAGAGAGCGAUGGAAGACUGGUAUAUCGAGUACCAGUAUUAUAAUUACAGCACAUUGGAAUGUAAAGAAGGGGAAAUGUGCGGUCAUUACACCCAGGUAGUUUGGGCCACCAGUGAGCGUGUUGGCUGUGGGACAACAUUCUGUGAAACCCUGGAACUGAUAAAUGAUACUGACAUGCAUUUGUUUGUCUGCAACUAUCAACCCCCGGGAAAUAUAAGGGGACAUAAGCCAUAUAUCAUGGGAGAUUCAUGUUCCAUGUGCCCAGAGGGCUACUUCUGCAAGGACAAUCUCUGUGAUUCCACUGCUGAUGUAGAAGAAACCACUGCAGCACCCACAACCCCUGAGUUGAAAUCAACUACAAGCCUAGAUUUGCAGUCCAUCAUAACAGUUUCAGCAACCUAUAUACCAGAAAGUCCCCAAACUGGCACCGAAGCAGGAUCAGAACCUCCCGUUACAGAAGAUCAAGACACCAUUUCAACUGCAAGCCCAGAUCUGCAGUCCACCACAAUAGUUUCAGUAGCAUACACACCUGAAGGCUCCCAAAUUGGCACAGAAGCACAAUCUGAACCCAUUGUGACAGAAAAACCAGAUGUGGAUCUUAACGUACCUGACUUACACUCAGGCACAGAUGGGAUUGAUGAAUCCUUGAUGACCACAACCAGUGCUACAUCUUUUGUAAACUUAAUCCCAUCUCUUUCUUCUAUUUCUCCUGAAACAGGAACUAAAACAACUACUGGCACAGAUGUGAUUGAUGAAUCCUUGAUGACCACAACCCGUACUACAUCUUUUGUAAACUUUUCUUCUAUUUCUCCUGAAACAGGAACUAAAACAACUACUGGCACAGAUGGGAUUGAUGAAUCCUUGAUGACCACAACCAGUGCUACAUCUUUUGUAAACUUUUCUUCUAUUUCUCCUGAAACAGGAACUAAAACAACUACUGGCAUAGACGGGAUUGAUGAAUCCUUGAUGACCACAACCAGUGCUGCAUCUUUUGUAAACUUUUCUUCUAUUUCUCCUGAAACAGGAACUAAAACAACUACUGGCACAGAGCAUCCGUCUUCUGCUGGUGUCUUAAUCACAACCCAAACAUCCUUGGUCAAAACUGAGCAACCUGUAACGACUCCCACAACUACCACAAAGACCCCCUCCACUCCCACAAAGCCAUCUGUGCCCAAGCCCACCUCUGUGCCCAAGCUUCCCUCUGUGCCCAAACCCCCCUAUGUCCCUAAGACCCCCUCUGUCCCUAAGCCCCCUCAUAUUGAUAAGCCUCAGUUUUUUCCUAAGCCACCCCCCAUCACUAUACAACGUCCCAUCUCUAAAAAACCAGCACGCCAUCGUUUGAUGGCCUAUUCCAAAGCCAUACAGAGCAGCAGCAAUUCUUUCCAGUCUUCUGCAGGUAAAGCAGCCUCAAUGUCUGUCUGCCUGCCCUGCCUUGGGUGUAAACAGAUCAGCCAACCUGAGGACAUAAAGACUGCCCUUAAGGAGCUGACCUUCAGAUAUCCCUAUGCACCUUGCUUUGGCUCACUUCCCCGAUGGCAAAGACAUAGCAAGUGCAGUUGGUGUGGGCACACUCGAAGCAAUGCUCUUAGAAACACCGGGCCUUACUGGCUCCACACUUCAUAGUAAUACGUAAUCUGACAUAUUUACAG